UGUUUCUCAGUCUCUGACUAGAUUUUCAACAAGACGGUUAAAAAAAGAACAACAAAAAAGUGAACAAAGUAAAUAAAGAAAUUAAAGUGCUAAAACAACAACAUUAAGUUAAAAAAUAAAAAUAAAGAUUAAGUCGACAAAAUUAUAAAAAUAUCCAAAAUGAAGGUAACGCAGGACCAAGGAGUUGGUAAAAAAUCCAAGUCGGCUCGUAAAAGAGCUUCCCAAAGGAAGCAGAAGUCGACGCCCAAUCCAGAAGGUGCUAGCACCUCCCAGGAUUUGCCAAAGCAAUCGACCCAUGAUUUUACUGUGAUUCCGCAGUGGAACCCGGGUGGCAAUUCAGAUGCCCAUCAUAUCCCAAAAGGAACGAAGGACGACCCAUCGCCAUCAACGUCAAAGCAUUCAAGUUCCAACAAAAAAAGAUCACGUUCAUCGCGCAAAAAUCUAAAUACAGAAAAGUCGCAAGACGGAUCUCUUCAAUCUCAUGAUCAAUAUGGAUUGGCUAAAAAUGCUGGUCCACCACAGCGCCAAAUAGACCCAAAAAAAGAGAAAACGGAAAAGCAAGACCUCGAGUCACCUACUCCGGUGGUUUCCCGCAGGUCCAGAAAAAAGAAAAAUAAUGCCGGAUCGAUUUCGAGCACCCAAUCCAAUUUCUUUAAAGAGGUAGUGGAUGUUAACGUCCCUAACAAGUCCAGUAAGAAAGCGACCAAUGAGCCGAACUUGACGAUCAAAUUUAAUCCUCACAAGGCUAUCAAGAAGGAAGCAAAAAGCCCCCAGAAGGGCUUACAAACGUCCAGGAAGAAGGCUACCGAUUCAAACUCGUCGGUCAAUUGGAAUGCCAACAAGAAUGCCAAAAGUGAAGUGAAACCCUUUGAAUUACCUGUUCAAUGCGGCUCCCAAAAGCCUAAGAAGAUGGCUUCCAGUAAUGAGACAAACUCGAACAAAGUGGCUACCGCAGCUCCAUCAGCAACAAACUCACACACCAAAUUCCAUCCUAACCAGAUCGGAGUUAGGGGGCCGCCUACUCAUUUGGGGGGCCAAGGCAUGAGGAAAUUUGUUCCUGAGUUCAACAAUUGUUUCAACUUUAAUGCGAAAAAGAAUAUCGAACGGCAGGAUUGCCCCACCCACUGUCAACAACCGGAGAUAACUAACCAAUUUGAUCGAAAUAAAUGCAUUACCAGCCAAUGCGAUCCGAACCUGGUCAUUAAAGAGGAAGUUAAGGAAGAGUUAUCUAUCAAAGAGGAAAUUCAAGACCCAGAGACACCUCAUUAUAUUUCCAGCCAAUUCAAUCCCAACAUAACUAUCGAAGGGAAUGUUCAAGACCCAGAGUCAUCUUAUCAAUCUUCUCCCACUCAAUCCGAUACCAACCGUCCCAUUGAAAGUGAAAAUUGUGUCCCUAAUAUACCUCUUUGGUAUGACAGCCAAAAUUCCAAUAUAUUGCCCACUCGAAGUACGGAUGCGGACGACUCGUGGGCCAAUUUGAGUCUAAACAUGUUUGAUGUGGAACAAGUGGUGGACACCCAUGAGUUCUUCGCCGGUGACUCCACCGUAGGUAAUAAUUCGAUGACCAACGUUUGGGAGCUUACGUGUCAGGCCGGAGACCAAGCCAGGUGCUCAAAUCAAAACGCAUAUCAGCAGGCACAGAAUAACGACUCUGGCUUCGUAGAUCGGAAUAUGACAAGCCAGUAUGAUUUCGCAGACAAUCAAGACAGUCUGAGCUUCGAUGUCGUCUACGGUCAAUAUGCACAAUUUGGAUCCAAGAACGAAGCCAGUUACAACAGUGAGGAAGCCGCCAUGGAUGCGCGCUUUGAGGCUGAACUGGAUUCGUUAUUUGAAAGUUUGGAUACAGCACCAAUGCCCGAGCCGGAGAAGAAUGACCCACCCACAAAAACUGAGGCUGAAAUGGACGCUCGUCUGCAGGCGGAACUCGAUUCCUUACCGUUUAUUGAGGCACCUGUCGAGGCACUUGUCGAGCCACCUGUGGAGGCUGACAACUAUGUGGAUGACCUGAUUAGCACGUUUCUAAAUCCUGGACAGCAGGCAGAGCAACCAAGCAAUGCAGUGCCCAAUCAGGCACCUGUGGAGGCCGACAACUAUAUGGAUGACCUGUUUAGCACGUUUCUAAAUCUUGGACAGCAGGCAGAGCAGCCAAGUAAUGCAGUCCCCAAUCAGGUACUUCCCCUAAGCAAUGUGCCCACAGCUCCUACGACCGUUGCGCCGACCAAGAACCUCAAGGUGCUCAAUCCUGGAACUUUUCAGAAGACCGCUCAGCAGCCAAUGGCUAGAAAGCAGCAGCAGCGCCCCUUGUCUCAAGUACCGAUGGUCGCACAAGUAACUGGACUUCAGGGGCAGGUUGUGUCUCUGACCUAUACCACUGCCCCAGACGGGCUCGUCACCAGUGUGUCCGCUACAUCCCCAGAAACGCCACUUGCUCAGGAGCUGCAGAGUCUAACGGCCAGCCAAAUGCACCAGAUAUUGCAGAGUGCACAGCCCUAUUUGGCCCUGCCGAUGAUAGUGCCCGGUGGUCAGGAAGCGGGGGAGCUCGGGCUCAAGGAUGCAGCCGGUAUCGUCGCGCCAACUGGGCAGGCUGUCGAGGACGAGGAGGUCGACUACGAAGAAAUUGGAGUGGCCGACACCUUUGCGGAAUAUUGGCCCAGUAAGCUAAAGUUCGGAAUGUCUCAUCCGGAUCCAGUGGUGGAGACGGCGACGCUUUCCUCGGUGGAGCUGCCCGACAUCACCUAUGAGCUGGCAUUGAGCCCGAGAACCACCAGCUGCCUGAGUGCUCUUCAACUGGAGGCGGUAAUUUACGCCUGCCAGGCUCACGAGCAGAUCCUGCCCAGCGGUGAGCGUGCCGGCUUUUUGCUCGGCGACGGAGCCGGAGUGGGCAAGGGCAGGACCAUUGCCGGAAUUAUUUUCGACAACUAUAUGAAGGGAAGAAAGCGGGCCCUCUGGGUCUCUGUUUCCAAUGACUUAAAGUUUGAUGCCGAACGCGAUCUGCAUGACAUCGGAGCCGACGACAAGGUCAAGGUGGUGGCCAUCAACAGGUUCAAGUACAGCCGCAUAGACUCCGACGAAAACGAGAACUUCACGAAGGGAGUGAUAUUUUGCACAUACACAGCGCUCAUCGGCGAAUCCCAGACUUCCAACUCCAAGUACAAGACUCGACUGCGCCAGUUGGUUAGCUGGCUUGGCAAGAAGUUCGACGGGGUAAUAGUCUUUGACGAGUGCCACAAAGCCAAGAACCUAAGCCUGAUGAACGUGGGCAAGUCCACGAAGACUGGCACUACUGUGCUGGACCUGCAGAAGCUACUGCCACAGGCACGAGUGGUCUACGCCUCGGCCACGGGAGCCAGCGAGCCCAGGAACAUGGCCUAUAUGGUGCGGCUGGGUCUUUGGGGCCCUGGCACCGCCUACUCGGAGUUCUUCGAGUUCGUGAAUGCCGUGGAGAAGCGUGGCAUCGGAGCGAUGGAGAUCGUGGCCAUGGACAUGAAACUCAGGGGCACCUAUAUUGCGCGCCAGCUUAGCUUUAAGGACGUGACCUUUCGCAUUGAGGAGGUGCCCAUGUCAAGGGAGUCCAGAAAGACUUACAAUCUCGCCGCCGAGCUGUGGGCGGAAAUCAACAAGAAGUUCAUAAAAGCGUGUCGCCUGAUGUGCAUCGAAAACCGGGUGCAGAAGAUCAUCACUUGCCAGUUCUGGUGCGCUCAUCAGCGGUUCUUUAAGAACCUGUGCAUCGCCUCUAAGGUGAAUCACGUCGUCAGGAUGACGCGACAGGCCACGCGAAUGGGCAAGGCGGUGGUCAUUGGACUGCAGUCAACUGGAGAAUCGCGCACCCUCGAACACCUCGAGCGGCACAACGGCAGGCUGACCUCUUUUGUUUCCACCUCCAAGAUGAUCAUCCAAUCCUUCGUGGAGAAGCACUUUCCGGCACCCAAACGGGACUCUUUUCACCGUUUGCUCAACACGGGCGAGUUUGAGCCUGAGCCCCGAUACCGUCCGCCGCGAUCCAAGAAGGCCAAGAUGAGUGCCGACUGGUUCGACGACGACAUGGAUGCCGAGGCGGAAGAUAGCGAUAUCGAAAUGUACGAGAGCAACGAUGACGAUGACCGUCUCAAGGCGGGACGAAAGAGGCGAGGACGACCGCCCAAGACGGAAAAGGCUGAAAAGAUAACCAUGCAGGAGCGGAUUCUCCAGCAUCUGUGCAACAAUAUGCGAGCCCAGGACAACGAUAACGAUGCUACUUACACCUUCGACAACACAAAGAUGCAGAAGGCCAACAUCACCGAGCACGAUGUGGAGCGGUGCAUCAGGGCAAGAGAGAUGCUUUUGGACAAGAUUGAGGUCCUGGGUCGGCGCAUGCCCUCCAACACGCUAGACAAGCUCAUCUCGGAGUUGGGCGGCACCAAGCUGGUGGCCGAAAUGACCGGCCGCCGAGGCAGAGUGGUCCGCACGGAGUACGACGGCUUCAAGUACGAGCCGCGCUGUGAGAACGACACCUCAAUGGACCUGGUGAACUACCGGGAGAAGCAACGGUUCAUGGUCGGCGCCAAGCAUGUGGCCAUCAUCUCCGAGGCGGCCUCCAGCGGAAUUUCGCUGCAGAGCGACAAGCGUGUGUCCAAUCAGCGGCGACGCCUUCACAUCACCCUGGAGCUGCCGUGGAGCGCUGACCGAGCAAUCCAACAGUUCGGACGAACGCACCGCUCGAACCAGGUUAACUCGCCGGAGUACGUCUUUGUCAUCACGGACCUGGCCGGCGAACGUCGGUUUGCCUCCACGGUGGCCAAAAGGCUAGAGAGUCUGGGUGCCCUUACCCAGGGAGAUCGACGGGCCACCGACGCCCGUGACCUCUCGCAGUUCAACAUCGACAACAGCAUCGGGCGGAGCGCCCUCGAGAAUGUGAUGCAGCAGCUCACCGGAGAGAAGCCGCUGGACCAUGCCAAUGUUCCCGCCUCCUACAAGGGCGACUUCCUUUAUGAUUGCAGCGUGGCAAUGGCGGGCGUGGGGAUGCUCAAUGUGCGCGAGGAGAACAAAGUGAAGCUGUUCUCCGUGGAGAAGGACAGCAACAACAUAUCCAAGUUCCUCAACCGUAUCCUCGGCUGCCGCGUGGAGGUGCAGAACGCCCUGUUCAAGUUCUUUCUGGAUAAGAUGUACUCUCUGAUCCUGCAGAUGAAGCGCAAGGGUCACUUUGAUCUGGGCAUUCUCGAUCUCGACGCUCACGGGGCUUGUGUGAAGUCCGUCAAGCUGAUGAGGUUUGUCCGGAAGCAUGCCACUGGCACUGCGGCCACCGAGCUGCAUACCGUGACUGUGGAGCGGGGCAUGUCCUACGAGACGGCCUUGGCGAAGUACCGCAAAGAGGGUCGCCACGACCACGACGGAUUCUACGUGCUGCAGCAGCUGCGGCACAACAAGAACUCUGCUAUUCUGUGCCUGCACGCCAAGUCCAAUGCGCCGGAGGGAGCCGCCAAUUCCUCUCCCAGCAAAAUCAGUCUGCAGCUCUACCGCCCCAACACUGGGCCCCAGGUGCGCCUGGAGACGCUCGGCUCCAUCUUAACGCGCUACGAGAAGGUGGAGCCAGAGGCAGCCCGUGACUUUUGGCAGCAGCAACAUGAUUUGUGCCUGGACAAGUGCUCGCACGUCUAUUGGAACGGUGCCUGCCCCUUUGCGGCUGGCUGCGAGGUGGGACUCCGCGUGCGUCCCUACCAUGUCCUUUCCGGACUCAUGUUGCCCAUUUGGGACCGGAUCGAGGUGAUUCUCGAAAAGAGCGGCCACAAGAUCCAGAUCAUACGCGUCAAGACCGAUGUGAACAAGAAAAUCGUGGGCACCGUGGUGCCGCACGGCGUCUACGAUGCCCUGGUGGCCGAUUUGUCCGCCGACUCCAUCGUGGAGAGCCAUUAAUAUGAGGACGCUACUGGAUAUGGCGAGGGCAUCCAUACCAUCCCAUGCCGGGUCCCGCCUUUAGCCGGUUUCUAUUGCCACUUUAAAAAUAUCAACUCAAAUCGUGGCAUUCACUGCAAUACACAUGCCGUAAGCUUUCCCUUCUCAAAAAUGCCAGGCACGCUCCACCAGCCGUCGAGGAGCAGGGACAUGGAGCAGCUCCCGGUCAUAAACAAUGGCCACAAAAGCACAUACGGGCAGACACUUACAGCCCGUCUGCGUGCGUAUGUGAUUCAUACGUAUUGUAGCGAGGGCUGCUACACGUACACUUGGAAAAUUUAUCUGCUCAUUCUGGGUUAGCUUACAAAAAAACACAAAUUUAUUAUUUAAUUAUCUUAAAUUUAUAAUUCAAUUCAGAAACCCCGUUGUUCUCGUUAAUCGUUAAAUAACUUGUUUAUAAUUUAAAUAUUAUUUUGACAUGUCCAAUAUCGGGUACUCCUUUUAUACAUCAAAUUAUUAAAUAAAAAACACUUCA
Molecule: messenger RNA, 6403 nt
Organism: Drosophila kikkawai
Lineage: Eukaryota; Metazoa; Arthropoda; Insecta; Diptera; Drosophilidae
Product: protein strawberry notch homolog 1
Biological process (GO): regulation of DNA-templated transcription
Cellular component (GO): nucleus
Molecular function (GO): histone binding; chromatin DNA binding
Source: RefSeq, a predicted model, not a curated record